Thunnus maccoyii (southern bluefin tuna) is the source of this 3622-nucleotide messenger RNA. Its product is annotated as zinc finger protein 345-like. The transcript is spliced from 4 exons. The coding region runs from base 208 to 2610 and encodes 800 amino acids. Gene Ontology annotation, molecular function: DNA-binding transcription factor activity, RNA polymerase II-specific; RNA polymerase II cis-regulatory region sequence-specific DNA binding. The record is from RefSeq and is a predicted model, not a curated record. Lineage: Eukaryota; Metazoa; Chordata; Actinopteri; Scombriformes; Scombridae. Gene Ontology annotation, biological process: regulation of transcription by RNA polymerase II.
UCAAUGCAGAAGAAGAACCGGAAGUGCAACACGGACUAUUUACAGAGGCGCACAGGCCGCCAUAAGAGAAGCAACUGAUAUUUUGACAGAUGAAGGACUAAGCUGCAUUUAAAGACCGACUUUAAAUGCAACUCGCUGUUUAAAAUAAAAUAAAAAUGCGCCCCGCAUCGACGCACACGUGAGUUUUCAAUCCGACUGGAGAAAAAAAUGGAGGCGAGGUUCGGCAGCGAAGUGGCGUCGGUGGUGGAAGUCGCCAUCCAGGCGGCCGUGUCUGUUUUCAGGGAUGUUUGGGCGACAGAGGCGCCAAAUACGGAGUGGAGAGAGGAGAAGCUCGGCGAAAUCCAGGAGAUAGAGAAGAGUCUGGUGGUUCAGAUCCACAGGGUCUUCACGGAGUUCUCCUCGGAGCUGCUGGAGGAGAACGAGGCUCUGAAGGCCAAAGUGGAGCAGCUGGAGGACGUGCUGCAGAGGAAAGCCGGGCAGCUGCAGCAGGAGCUGGAGGCCAGAGUGGGUCAGCUGGGCAAAGAGAUGGAGCAGCUGGAGCAGGAGCUGAGGAGCAUCAGUGAUGGCAGCAACAAGUCACAAGGAGGCCCGUCACUGUCAGGAGCCACGGUGUCGUCGACUUCCGCCAAUCAGACUACACCUGCUGCUGUUAAGGACUCCACCUCGGACUCUCUGUCGGUUUCAGCGGGAAGCGGUGAGGCCGUGACCGUCCCUAAACCCGCGGUAGCUCCGAUGGUGUUUGUCGGCAGAGUCAGCUCGGCUCCCACGGUGCUGCUGGUGGGAGCCCGACAAGUGGUCACACAGCCCCCGACGUCAUCGGCAGCUGUUUCUGAAACGACGGGAGCAACGCAACUCAUCCUCAAAACCGCAGCCUCGCCGGGGUCUGCGCCUCAAGACGUCCCCAGUCCAGACUCCAGCACCGGCGGCGACACAGCGCAGGAAAAGAAAUCUGUGGAAGAGGCGCCUACAGGGAGAACGAGGAGGACGAGGAGAGCAAACGCUAAAGCUGAAAAAGCUGCCACUGAUAAAAGCACUGAGGAGAAAGAACUGGAAUCAGGUGAAGUUCAGGGAAGACGGCUGAGAAAAAAAGAGUCACGGACAGUGAAGCGGUUCUUCUGUGAGCACUGUAACGUCGGUUUUCACUGGAAAGGCGAACUGAAGAAACACAUGAAGGUCCAUAAGAAGCCUUUUCCUUGCAACCAGUGUGACAGAAGUUUCCUGGAAAAGAAGUCCCUGGAAAAUCACCUUUUGCGUCACGAGGCGCUCAAAGCCCCUUUACCCUUCCCCUGUCCUCGCUGUAAAAGAUCGUACCGAAAGGAGCAGUCGCUGCAGAAUCACCUCAAACGUCACCAGAGGUUGAAACAACCGAAGCCGUUCGCCUGCGACCAGUGCGGGAAAACGUUCAGAGCAGAGCAGUCACUGGAAAACCACCUCUUACGCCACGAGAAGUGGAAACGGAUGCUGAAGUGCCAGCUCUGUGACAAGACCUGCAAGACCACCGUCCAGCUGAGAUGUCACAUGGUCGUACACUCGGAAGAAAGGCCGUUCAGCUGCGCGACGUGCGGGAAGGAGUUCAAGAGUAAAGACACCCUUCGCUUCCAUCAAAUGGUUCACACCAACGCCAAAAAGUACAAAUGCUCAGUGUGCGACGAGACUUUCAAAUACGCCCACUCCCUGACGGUGCACAAGAGGAAACACACGGGCGUCACUCCGUUCAUAUGCACCGUGUGCAACAAGUCGUACAGGACCGGCACGGCGCUGAAAAGACACAGCGUAGUCCACACGGGGGAGAAACCGUUCACCUGUCACAUAUGCGGAGCGCAGUUCAGCCUGAACAACAACCUCAAGAGGCACAUUCGCAUUCACACGGGAGAGAAGCCGUUCACGUGUCAGGAAUGCGGCAAAAGCUUCUCGGACAACAACAAGCUGAAGUCUCACAUGCUCAUCCACGGUGCCCGAAAGCCGUUUAUGUGCGAUCUGUGCGGGAAGACCUUCCUCUUCAACUGCAGGCUGCUGAUACAUCAGAAGUACGUGCACGCCGACAGGAACGAGGAAACGGACGGCACGCUGAGGUUUUUCCAGAACAGACGGAGAAACAAGUCGGCGGUUAAACCUUACAGCUGUAAAAUAUGUCUGAGGAGUUUCAGCGCCGCCUGCUCCCUCAAACUCCACGAAAAAGGCCACAGCGAGCACAAGGAGUUCAACUGCGGGAUAUGCGGGAAGGCUUUCCAUAACAAAUACUCGUUCAGCUAUCAUCAGAGGAGCCACUCAGGGGAGAAGCCCUUUGUUUGCGAUGUGUGCGGGAAGGGGUUUUUCCACGCCGGCAGUCUGAAGCAGCACGAGCGGAUACACACGGGUGAAAAACCGUACAAAUGCGACCAGUGCGGCAAGGCCUUCAGGACCGACGGAAACUUCUACAGACACUUGCGGAUCCACACGGGUGAGAAGCCGUUCGAAUGCGUGUUCUGUCACAGGAAGUUCCACCAGUCGAAUCAGCUCAAGUCCCACAUGCAGGUCCACACUGGUCAGAAGCUCUACUCCUGCCAGCAGUGCGGCCGCGGCUUCUCCGAUUCGAGGCAGGUCAAGAAGCACAGCUGUGACGGGUCAUAGGUCACGUGACAUUGUCGUGUGUCGUUCACAGGCACGCUCAGCUGAUCCAAGUCCUAAAUGAAGCGGUGGUGUGAUGUAUCAAGGGACAUAAAAUGACUUGUGUGUGUGGCCCCGGUGCCUUUAAGCUCAAAAUAUCGGUUAUCUGAUCAAGAGUGCCACUUCUGAACUCCAUUAGUUUCAUUUUUAUAUUCUGUUGUUGAGAGCUGGAACAAUUUACUCAAUCUGGUUAAUUGAAAGGAAAUUCAUCUGUUCUGAUAUUGAGAAUAUGUUUCAUUUUUACAAUUUUUAAGUAAAAAUACAAAACAUUUGCUUGUGUUAGCGUCACAAUGUCAAAGGGAUUCUUGUUUGUCUUCAUAUACAUAUAUUAACUGAUCAUUUUUGUUUUGGCUGUCGGCCAGUUAAACAGAUUGAACGCAGCACUUCAGGCCUCUGAUAACAUUACUCUUGUUAUGUUAAAGUUAAGGGAAUAAGGAAAAAUAAUUAAUACUAAAACUAGUCGCAGCUAUACUAUCAUUCAGAGGAUAUACAGUAGGGGUUAGUAUUCUUCAUGGCAUUUAUAGUAUAGUACAGCAUAAUAGUUUAUAGUAUGUAUAAUUUAAAAAAUACCCAAAUAUGACCAUUUACCUUUUAUAAAACAUUGUGGCCAUUUAAAACCCCCAAAGUUCCACAUGUGAAACACACAUAGAAGUGAAGAAGUGAGAUAUCUCGGUAAAUGUUCUCAUGAUACAUGCAGCAGAAAGGCCAGCUUCCUGUUUUCAAGCAGAGUUACAGGAUUUAGGAGUUAUUUUCAUAUACUGAAUGACCUUUUUUCUCUUUUUACUGGUUGAGUUGAUAUUAACAGAGAAUAAUUUUUAAUUUUUUUUUUGUCAUUAUCUGGAAAGACUUCCUAAACUAUUUUGAAUUAAUUUAUGUUGUUUUGGUUCAUAGUAAAUCUAUGUAAUGCUGUUAAGAUGUGAUUUUUUUCAAAGUAAUAAUAGAAAUUGUAAAUUGAUUUUUUUCCUCUGUACAGUUU